AUGGACAAAAGUUGGAUUUCACAUAAGCGUACUACCCCUGAGUUUCGUCAAGGGGUUGAGGAGUUCAUUCGUAUUGUACUUACACGUAAAAAGGAAGGAGAAAAAAUAUGUUGUCCUUGUAAGAGUUGUGGUAACAUGCGUAAGGUGUCUACAGAAGAUGAAUUACGAGCUCAUAUUUUUUGGAAUGGUUUUUCCAAAAAUUAUACUGAUUGGAUAUGGCAUGGUGAAGGGGAAACGGGUACUGAGAAUCAUAGCUACGAAGACCAUGCAGAGGACUUAAAUACUCACCAUGAUGAUGAAAAUGAGGUGCUUGAUGAGGUGUUUGAUGAGAUGUUGCACGAUACGGAGGAUAAUCUCACAGAGGGGCCACCUGAUUACGAAAGUUUGUUGACUGACGCCGAGACACCUUUGUAUCCAGGGUGCAGUAAGUACAAUCGAUUAACAGGUGUACUAGAAUUAUUUGAACUGAAAGCGGAAGCCGGGUGGACUGAUUAUCAUUACUCAAAAUUGAUGGUAAAAUUGAAAGAUAUGUUUCCCGAAGGUAACACGCUUCCGAGUUCUACUUAUGCGACUAAGAAGAUGUUGUGUCCGAUGGGUUUGGAUGCUGAGAAAAUAUAUGCUUGCCCUAAUGAUUGCGUAUUGUAUCGAAAGGAUUAUAAUGAUUUGCAUGAAUGUCCAACUUGUGGGACAUCGCGAUAUAAGGUGAAGAGCAACGGUGAAAACACCAAUGAACCUGCUAAGGUAAUGUGGUACCUACCCGUAGUGCCUAGGCUCAAACUCUUGUUCGCUAAUGCUAAAGAUGCAGAAAAUUUGACAUGGCAUGCAGACGGGCGAAAUAAAGAUGGAAUGCUUCGGCAUGCUGCUGAUUCCCUUCAAUGGAAACAUAUUGAUACUACUUUUCCGAAUUUUAGUCGUGAAACAAGGAAUUUAAGGCUAGGCUUAUGUACAGAUGGAAUCAACCCAUUUGGUAACAUGAGUAGUCAGCAUAGCACUUGGCCAGUUCUGUUGGUGAAUUACAAUUUACCACCUUGGUUGUGCAUGAAGCGCAAAUACAUUAUGUUGUUAAUUUUGAUAUCUGGGCCUAAACAACUUGGAAAUGACAUAGAUGUGUACUUGGCACCACUGAUUGAGGAUUUGAAGAAGUUGUGGGAUGAAGGUGAGCGUGUGUAUGAUGAAUAUCGUAAGGAAACAUUUAUUUUGCGUGCUAUGAUCUUCUGCAUAAUUAAUGACUUUCCUGCGUAUGGGAAUUUAUCUGGCCAUGUUGUCAAGGGAUACAAAGCUUGUCCUAUUUGUGAAGAUGAUACCAAAGUUGUUCAAUUGAAGAGUAGCAAGAAGGUUGUAUACCCAUUUCAACGAGUAUUUCUACCUCGCAAUCACCCUUAUCGUCGGCUUCGCAAGGCUUUUAAUGGAGAACCAGAACAUAGAUCUCCUCCUAAGCCUCUUACUGGGAAACAAGUUUAUGAACGUGUAAAGGACAUCAAUUGUGUUUUCGGCAAACCCUACAAGUCUCUUGUGACAAAUAAUGUUAUAAAUGGAGGUCUGCGUUUUGGAUCUUGCCAUAUUGGGAACAUCUUAGUGUAA
Spinacia oleracea (spinach) is the source of this 1581-nucleotide messenger RNA. RefSeq lists its product as uncharacterized. The transcript has a single exon. Lineage: Eukaryota; Viridiplantae; Streptophyta; Magnoliopsida; Caryophyllales; Amaranthaceae. The record is from RefSeq and is a predicted model, not a curated record. The coding region runs from base 1 to 1581 and encodes 526 amino acids.